GUCGACGCGCAUGGCCGUCGCGAGUCGUAACCGAGAUGCAUCGAGAAAGAGGGAGAUAGACCGGCCGAGAUUCAAACUCGAAAUCUAAACGACCGAACACUCAGAGUCACGCGAGUGGCCGCGCGAUACGGCUCGGGCGUUUGAAAACGUACGGACGACGACAAAGGACGCGGCGAGUCGCGCGCCAUGUGCGAUCGGAGAAGUUUCAGAUUAAAGAGGAUCCUCUGUGUUCUAUCUAUCGUCAAUGGCAUCGUCCUACCGAUCGGAUACUGCCAGAAUGCAGAACCACAUGGAUCCUUUGGGAGCAAAAGUAUUGCAAGGAGGAUGGAUCUUUUACGGGACAACGAACAUCUCGACGAACGACGAUUCAACUGGGACGUGUCUCUCGAUGGGGAGAAGAUGCUCGAAGAGGAAACAAGGAGCUUCUCGUCCGAAAGAAAGUCGAAGGAUGAGAACGAGGAGGAUAAGGAUGCUGUGUCUCGGUCCAACGGAGAAAAUAAAAACGUCGCUCUUCAUCCAUCGGAGAGCCGUACGAGAGCUUCCUUCCUUCGACAGACACUGAAUACGACUGCUACAACGUCAUUGGGCGAACAACGAAGGUCUACGGGGAUCAGUGAGAUUAACAAAGCCCGUAAGAAAAAUCGUCGAACGAAGGAUCCAAGAAAUAAUUCUUCUUAUAAUAUCAACGGUAUUACGGAUGUACGUGAGAAUGAGAUAAGAAUUGGCGGUGGUAGAUCGUCGUUAAAUGAAAAUAAAGAAAAUGUUAAUAUGGAUCAAAUGUCGAAAAAGUCGAAAUACUCGCAAGCGAGAAAGUUACGUGGUGAACGACGAAGAAGACGUAAGAAUAGGGAUAGAAAAAGGGGUAGAAAGAGGUCAAGGCAAAAUGAGGAUAGAAAGACGGACGACGAGAGAAGGCGUGCGUCGAAGUUUAAAAAACGAACGGAAAAUGAAGAAGAGGGAUCCGAACGAUCCUUCGGCGAUUCUUCGAACAUAGGUUUGACGUACGGGGAAAAGAACGUCAGCAUUUUUCGACAGGAUUCAAGCAAUUUCGAUGGUUUAGAUUCGAGCACUGGCACCGGUGUUCCGUCCAAUCUUCGAGCUCCAUCGAUUACAACGACAACUACGACGACGAAUGCGAACGAUAGAAAGAGUUUGCCUCAAGUACCACCACGGCGAGACUUGUACGUUGAAAACGUCGAGAGAGAACUUUCUAAACAAUUGGAAAAGGAGAUCGCUAGAUCUGGUAUGAUAAAUUUGAGUAAUCGAGUUCUACUAACCGGUUCUACGACACAUCGAGAUGUUACGUCGUACGACGAUGAGAAGAACAAAUUAUCGAACGAGAUUACGAUCGACGAUAGAGCGAGAUUCGGUAAUUCGCGUUACGACGCCGACAAAAUGUUGGGUUAUUCGCGUACCGAGGAGGAUCUACCGAUUCUCGAUCUUGAAAAUGAAGUACUCGAAAGAACGAUAAAGGAUUAUAACGCGUAUAUGACGUCAAGCUUGAAGUUACGUCAGGAAAGGCCAAAAUUUACCUCUACAUCACGUUUGCGCGAUCAACCGAUCGUAUCUUUAAUCACGAGUACAACCACUACUACUAGAAGUACGACGACUACUACGACUACUAAUACCUUAGACGAGGAUAAUCCAAAAGGCGACUUAUCAUGCAUAAACGGAACUUUCUUGCCGGCACCGUUGGCGAGGCAUGCUCUUAUCAAAUAUGUAAAAUCCUCAAUACCGGGACACGAGUAUCUCGAAGCCGAUUACGAGUGUGCACCUGGGUUUUAUAUGGUAUCGACCGGAAGUCGAUUGCUUUGCAGAAAUCGUCAAUGGAUCGGACAAGUACCAAAAUGUAAACUGAAACAAGGAAUGGACGGUGUAUGCUCAGAAGUCUCAUGCGAACAUGUUUGUAAGGAAAUCGAUGGUAGAGCCGUUUGUUCUUGUUACAAUGGUUUCCGAUUGGAUGCAUACAAAUGCAUAGACGUGAAUGAAUGCGAGGAGAACAACGGUGGCUGUGAGUACAAAUGCGUGAACACUCCUGGAUCUUUUCGAUGCGAGUGUCCGAAGGGAAUGAAACAGGGCGAGGACAGGUUCACGUGCAUAGACAUCAACGAAUGCUUGCUGAACAACGGUCACGGUCCCUGUCAGGACACGUGUCGAAACCUCGUAGGUGGUUACGAAUGCUCUUGCGAGGGUAUCCAGGACACAGUUCUGUCGGCCGAUAACCACACGUGCCAGAACGCGGGUCCAUGCAGUGUCAACAACGCCGGAUGCUCUCACACUUGUCUCUCGACGAUGGGUCGAGUGUUCUGCCUCUGUCCGGACGGCUUCAUGCUCGAGGACGACUGGAAGACCUGUCAAGACGUAGACGAAUGCGCAGUACCUGAUCUACAAACGGAAGUGUGCCGUUACGGAUGUAUCAACACGCAAGGAUCUUACAGAUGCGCCGAACCGACAGAACUGAAGGAUCAACCGAUCGUAGAUAGUCUCUCCAUCACCUGUCUGCCCGGAUACGAGGUGUCCACGGACGGCUCUUGCGUGGAUAUCAAUGAGUGUUCUAUCGAGAAUGGAGGAUGUAAGGAGGUAUGCGAAAACACAGACGGAAGUUUCUUCUGUGCUUGCGACGGCGACGAAAAAGCUCUCUCGUCUGACGGAAAGACUUGCAUGGAUAUAGACAACGUCGUAUGUCCUCCAUUAAAUCCUGCGGGAAGAGGCUAUCUAAUGUGUUCCCGUAUGGCCGCACCAAAGUCCUGGCGAGGUAGACGUAAGAUCACUAAUCGACCAGGAACUAAAUGUUUCCUCAAAUGUCCCCAUGGUUAUCAGCUUCAUGGGGAAUACGAACUUACGUGCCAAUCGGAUGGCACAUGGGAUGGUCCAAAACACGGGGAAUGCGUUAGAUAUAGCAAGCCAAGAUUGGAAUGUCCAAAGGAUGUCGUAGCAGAGUUACCACCAGGACGAGACGAAGCUUUCGUGACGUUUGAUCAACCUUCGACUGAUCUCGAUUGGUUUCGUUAUGUACGAUCGAAACCUUCUUGGGGUACUAGAUUGGAAGCCAACUUGAAAAUUGGCACACACGAGGUCAACUUUUUCGCAAGACACCCGGUAUCAAAGAAACAAGCGAGUUGCGUUUUGCGUAUCAUCGUAAAAGACGGCGAAGCACCAAAAGUAAAAGACUGCCCGAACAAUAUCGAUGUGACCGGGAAAAAUGGUACAUCGAUAACAUGGACUGAGCCAAUUUUUACGGACAACGUGAAAGUCACGCGUAUCAGCAGCAACGAGAGUCCAGGACGUCCGUUUGACGUUGGAGGGCACAGAAUAGAAUACGAGGCCAGCGAUGAGGCCGGUUGGUCGAGCAAAUGCGUCUUCACUGUGGUCCUACGAGCCGAGUGAAAAGUAUUAAGAGAAGGGAGUCGAAGAGAAACUUGGUUUGCUCUUAUGGCGUUGUAGAGAGAAAGAGGAACGAAAGGGUGGUGGAGGAGGAGGAGGAGGAAAUAAGGGGAAAAAGAAAAAAAAAACGGAAAAAAAUAAAAGAAAAAAGGAAAAAAAAAGAGAAAGAAAUAACAAAGGAGCAAAAAAAAGAAAAAAAGAAAAGAAACGGGAAAAGGAGGAAGAAGAUAGAAACGCAAAAUAAAGUAGCCAAGGGGAGGAGGAGGAGGAGGAGGAGGAGGAGGAGGUAGAGGUGGAGGUUGAGAAAGAGGAAAGAGAAAGAAGAAAAGAGGGGUGGAAAAAAAGGAAAACGAAGGAACAGCAGAAGAAAAACAAAAAAGGAAGAAGAAGAAAAGGAGGAGGAGAAGGAGGUGGAGAUGAAGGAGGAGGAAAAGGAAGAAGAAGAAAAAAAUGAAACGCCAGUACGGAAGAAUAGCGAUAAGGUAAUAUAAAUGGAAAUUCCGGGGAAUCGCGCGAGCAAACACUACGAAGACAUAACAACACAGAUACCACCACAUUAUUCUUCUUCUUCUUCUUCUUCUUCUUCUUCCUCUUCUUCCUCUUCUUCCUCUUCCUCUUUCUCUUUUCCUUUUUCCGAGCUUCGUAAUGGAUUCCGUUUUGCAGGUUAAACGCUACCGAAAACACGAAUAUAUUUCGGUUUCUACGAUAAGCGGCACGCUCGCCUAACCCACCCAACGCCACCCACUUCCCACCUUAUCCAAUCGCGAUAUCACCAUUGCAUUUUAUAUUUGAAAACUUAUGCGAGUCGACGUUUUCCCUCCUACUUUCUCUCUCUCCCUCUCUCUCUCUCUCUCUUUCUCUCUCUCUCUCUCUCUUUCUCUUUUAUCCUAUCUCGUUCGAUAUUUCCUUCUCUCUUGCUUUUUUUUUUUCUUUUUUUUUUCUCUCUCUUUUUUUAUGUUCACUCUUUACUCUUAACAUUUUUUUCUUGUUUCCCUUUAUUUUUUUCUUUUUUUCUUUUUUUGAUCUUCUUUCUCUUUUUCUUUCUCCUUAAUCCGAAGUGUGAUCGAUGACGCUCGUAAUUGUUGAUAAUAGGGAUAAUAGGGAAGAGAGAGAGAGAGAGAGAGAGAGAGAGAGAGAGAGAGAGAGAGGGAGGGAGGGGGAAGGGGGAAGGGAAGAGAGAGGAAAAACAUUUUAUCCGCAAUCAUGUCCUCCGGUGGUUGUUAAAAUCUCAUGGGAGCCGAUAUAAGAUACGAUUUCGAUUUGAAAUCGUGUUGCGCAUCGUUGAAAGUGAAAAUGAGAAAGAGAGAAAGAGAGAGGGAGAGAGAGAGAGAGAUAGUCGAUCGAAUAACGCGAGCAAAUGAAACAUGAGCCUGUUCUAAUGGAAAACUCGUAUUUUUCGACGUAUUUUUCUUUUUCCUCUUUUUUCCUUUUCUUCUUUUCUUUUUUUCUUUUUUUUUUUUUUUUCUCAAUAAAAUCGUAUAAAUAUGAAAUUAACGUAAU
Molecule: messenger RNA, 4884 nt
Organism: Vespa crabro (European hornet)
Lineage: Eukaryota; Metazoa; Arthropoda; Insecta; Hymenoptera; Vespidae
Exons: 14
Coding region: 187-3387 (1066 amino acids)
Molecular function (GO): calcium ion binding
Source: RefSeq, a predicted model, not a curated record